Cuculus canorus (common cuckoo) is the source of this 2661-nucleotide messenger RNA. RefSeq names its product hydrocephalus-inducing protein homolog. The transcript is spliced from 13 exons. Gene Ontology annotation, biological process: cilium movement; axonemal central apparatus assembly. Lineage: Eukaryota; Metazoa; Chordata; Aves; Cuculiformes; Cuculidae. Bases 1 to 2661 code for a protein of 886 amino acids. The record is from RefSeq and is a predicted model, not a curated record. Gene Ontology annotation, cellular component: axoneme.
AUGCUUCGCUUAUCAACUGCCUCCUUGGACAUCACAGAGAUUGACUGUGGGCUGCAGCUGUUUAACAAGGUUGCGGAAGCAGAGAUCACCCUGCGGAACAGUGGGAAGGUGGGAUUCACCUACGCUGUGUUAAACCCCAGCGUGGCCACUGCAGGCUGCCCACAGCCCCGUGAGCCCCUGGUCCUCCCCAGCACGGAGCAGGAAAUCCAUUUGGUGAGCAUUGGUGAAGGACCAGUUGUCUACGUGCAUCCGAGCAAGAUAAAUUUUGGCCGUAUCCAAGUCCUACAAGAUGCUUCCCGAACUCUCCACCUGUCCAACCAGACUCUCGCCCCUGCAUCCUUCCGGGUAGAGAUGUCGUUCGUUUUCCUGCACCCCACAAGAGACCAGGGUCCGUGUUUUCCCUCCUCAGCUAGUGUCUGGCUUGUCUUACAGGCUGGCAAAUGCUCACGCUGGAGGAUUGAACCACGUAAAGGAGCGAUCCCCCCCAACACCGAGCUAUCUGUGGCUGUCGUUGCAAACUUGGAUGACACCGGGAUGUUUAAUGACGAGGUGAAGGUGUUCAUAGAGCAUGGCCAUAGCUACGUCAUACCCAUCCAGGCCAUUGGCUUUGGCACCACAAUUGUUACCGACAAAGCCAUUGCUCCGGAGCUCAACUUGGGGCCACACUUCAGCACAAUUCCAUUCUGUUACCGCUUCAAGGUAACGAACAAAGGAAGACGCACCCAUUUGCUGUAUUGGACAACUGAAGGGUUUUCUACAUUUCGCCAGCGUCAUCAUCUCCCUGCCCUCACAACCACCGAGGGCAAGGAUUCCUCCCAGAACCCCAAAUCUGCCUGCCCCGUGUUUAAGCUUCGACCGCUGAGGGUGGAGCUGAUGCCAGGCAAGAGUAUGGAGAUGGUGCUGGAAGGCUUCUCCAGCACUCCACAGGUGGUGAAGGAGCGGCUGCUGUGUCAUGCCGUCGUGGGGAGCGAGGCAGGAAAGGUGCGGAUAAUGCAAGUGGACGUCACGUGUGAGUUCAUUGCUCCUGUUCUGCAAGUGUCCUCCAGGGAACUCAUUUUCCACGUGGAGAAGCAACCCAGUGAUGUCGUGACUCUUCAGUACAAGCCUCUUUCUCUAAAAAACAUCUGCCCCCUGCCACUCAGCGUUGUCUUGGCCUUAGAGGAACCUUUCUUAAUCUGCCACGCGGACCGGCAGCCCCUCCCUGCGGAUGUUCAGCCUGUGAAGCUGGAGGCAGGGGAGGAAUGUCACCUCUCCAUCAGAUUUAAUCCUGCUUGUGAGGAGGGUUUGACUAGCAGGGAGGUAGAGAAGGUUCUGAAGAUACAGUUUCUUGAGCACCCUCAUGAGGAGCAGGUCUCUGUUCGGAGAGAAGUCUACUUUCCGAGUCUCCGUAUCCAGACCACAGCCCUGGACUUUGGCUGCAUCUUGAAUGACACUGAAGCAGUGCGUUAUACUGAGAUGAGCAACUGCAGCCCACUUCCUGUGCGGUACCGCUGGUUGUUCCUGACAGACGGCCCGGCGAGCCAGAUGAGGUUCAGCCCUCCUGCAAGUCGGUGUUUCAUCACAGCGCAACCACCACAGGAGAACAUAACCCGGUCGGAAGGCUCAGCAUCUGCAGAGAGCAGCUCCAGGGAAGAGGCUGCAGAGGAGCCAGCCAAAGGCCUGGGAGCAGCAGGAGAUCCUCUCCAAAAGCCAGCAGUUGCCAACGAUUCCCUGGAAGCAAAGCCACUACCAUCCACUGCUCCAAAGGUGGAAGGUACUGAGGAGACUGGGAGCCUGCAACGGAGGCAGUUCACGCAGGCAGAGCCCGUCAGCGUGGGAAUAGAGGAGGUUUUCAACAUCCUGCCUCUGCAUGGUGUACUGCUGCCGGGUGAGAGCCAGCGGGUCAUGUUCACUUUCUUUGCCCAUGCGAACAUCGUCGCCCGCGUCAUGGCUCUGUGCAGGGUGGAGGGAGGCCCCACCUACGAGGUUGCACUGAGUGGGGAGGCUUCCCUUAUCAACUCCGUCCUGGACAACGCAGAGAUUGACUACGGCCUACAGGUACCACACGCUUGUCUUGGCAGGAGUCCUGAAACCAUCACCGGGUCGGGGUGCGGAGUCUGCACAGCAGCCGAGCCCGGUGCCAGCGGGAUGUCAGCCCCACCAGACAAGCCGCACGACAUCCUGAAGAGCUAUGCGGAAAGCCUGCUGCGGACCCAGCCAGAGGAGUGGAGGAAGUUCGAGGGCAAUGAGGAGGCUGCAGCCACGCUGGAUGAGUUCUUCCAGCAGCCGGACGUGCAGGAGUUGGUGCUGGGGCGGGAUCCCACCGGGCAGCUCCAGGCAACCACCCAUUUCCCACCCACCCUCGAGAGCAAGGCCGUCUACUUUGUGAAGAAGAAGAGGGAGAAGAUCACCCCAGAGAACUUUCAGAGUGGGGUGAUGGUGGGAGACAUCAGCCCCUCGCCGGUGGAGCAGCUCAUUACCAUGAUGGAGGAGGGGCUCAAACAUGCUAUCAGUCGCUGCCUGCCUCUCCUUGGCCCUCCUCACGUGCCCCAUCAUUUCCACCAAGCCAUCGUAGUCUCCCUCCUCCAGAGGUUUAUUCAAGCCAGUGUUCAGGUCUCGGAGGAAACCCUCCAGCUCCUGGAGACUGGGAGGAAGGUGGCGGCACUCACCAGGCAUCCCUGA